AAGCCAGCUGGACCACUUCAGUUCAGAGAGAGACAGAGAGGUUGCCACCAGCUCUCUCACUCCUGCUUUCAGCUCCAGCCCUGACCAUGGCUGUCCCUCCAAGUAAAAGGAGCCGACAUCAGACCAACAGCAUCAAGCCUCAGAAAGUUUCAAUCGAGGGGAAUAUUGCUGCUGGCAAAUCGACAUUGGUGCAGAUUUUGGGGCAGGCCAGUGAGGAUUGGGAUGUGGUCGCUGAGCCCAUCGCCCGUUGGUGUAACGUGCAAACUGAGGGAGACGACUCUGAGGAGUUAACUGCAUCGCAAAAGAAUGGAGGGAACCUGCUGCAAAUGAUGUACGACAAGCCAGAACGCUGGUCCUACACCUUUCAGAACUAUGCCUCUUUAAGCAGAAUACGGUCACAGCUCAGGCCCCUCAGCGACAGAGUGAAAGAUUCUGCCCAGCCAGUUCAAUUCUUUGAGCGAUCUCUGUACAGUGACAGAUAUGUCUUUGCUUCCAAUCUUUAUGAAUCUGAGUACAUCAAUGAGACUGAGUGGAUUAUGUACCAGGACUGGCACGGCUGGAUACACAGCUACUUUGGUAAAAAUAUCGAACUCAGUGGCAUCGUCUAUCUCCGGGCAACACCUGAGAAUUGUAUGAAGAGGCUGACCCUGAGAGGUCGCCCGGAAGAGAGAGGAAUCCCAAUGGAAUAUCUGGAAAAGCUUCACGUCAAACAUGAGUGCUGGCUGCAACACAGGACAAUGAGGCUUCAUUUUGACUACUUGACGAGAGUUCCAGUUUUGACAUUGGACGUUAAUGAAGAUUUCAAAGACAAUGAAGCUCAGUGUAAUGACCUCAUUGAAAAGAUCAAGGGAUUUCUGCAUUCUUUGUAACAUUUAUAAAUUCUGUGCAACACAACAUUGGAGCCAGUAGAGAAACACGAGGGCAGAGAACAGCUGAAAUAAGGACACUUCACAUUUCUAAUUCUCACGUAUUGAUAUUUUACUGUGUGAAUUUUGCAGUUUCUAGAUGCCAACAUUAUGAUGUCAAGAUAGAAUGAAAUAACUAUUUCUUAUAAUUAAUUGUUUUGAAUAAA
Chiloscyllium plagiosum (whitespotted bambooshark) is the source of this 1072-nucleotide messenger RNA. RefSeq names its product deoxycytidine kinase-like. NCBI's taxonomy places the organism in Eukaryota, Metazoa, Chordata, Chondrichthyes, Orectolobiformes, Hemiscylliidae. Gene Ontology annotation, biological process: nucleobase-containing compound metabolic process. The record is from RefSeq and is a predicted model, not a curated record. Gene Ontology annotation, molecular function: deoxycytidine kinase activity; ATP binding. Gene Ontology annotation, cellular component: mitochondrion; cytoplasm.